Molecule: messenger RNA, 2545 nt
Organism: Dryobates pubescens (Downy woodpecker)
Lineage: Eukaryota; Metazoa; Chordata; Aves; Piciformes; Picidae
Product: zinc finger protein 345-like
Exons: 3
Coding region: 31-2349 (772 amino acids)
Source: RefSeq, a predicted model, not a curated record
ACCAAGGUCUGGAAAGUGAACGUGGAGGAGAUGCAGGAGAGCUACGAGAGCGUCAUCUCCUUGGCUGAGGAGAUCGCCAUCAGUUGGCCACGGAUCACCGCCUUUGCCGAAUCCCACCGCAGGAGGGGCUUGAGCACCGAUGAUGCCUUGUUGAGCGAGAACGAAGAGGAGGAGCCCCCGGCGGGCGAGCUGGAGAAGGUGGACGCCCAAACCGCCACACCAGCUGGCAAAGCCAAAAUCCCCAACCCCACCAGCGUGGAGGUGACCAAACCUGGUGGUGAGAACCUUCAGAAACCAACCAAGCAGGCAAGAAAGCCCUCGGGGAAACCCCAAGGCAAAUCUUCUCGCGGUAGCUUCAAGAAGUUCUCCGGCAGGACCUUGCUGGCUCCCGGCCGCUGCCACGACUGCGGCAAAGCCUUGGCCUUUGGCUCGACCUUCUCCAAGCGCCGCCGGGGAGCCGAAAGGCCUCACAAAUGUCCUGAGUGUGGGAAGUGCUUCAGGUUGAGCUCCACCCUCAUCACACACCAGCGGCGCCACGCCGCCGAGAAGCCCUUCAGGUGCCCUGACUGCGGCAAGAGCUUCAGCGUCGGCUCGGCCUUCAUCCAGCACCAACGCGGCCACCUCGGCGCCGCCGCCGCCCCAACCCCCUGCCAGUGUGGGGUCUGUGGGAAGAGCUUCCCUGCCAGCUCCAGUUUGGUGAAGCAUCAGAAGCUCCACCUGGAGGAGAAGCCUUACAAGUGUGGGGACUGUGGGAAGGGCUUCAACUGGAAUUCCCACCUGGAACGGCACCGUCGGAUCCACACCGGGGAGAAGCCCUUCACGUGCCCGGAGUGUGGGAAGAGCUUCUCCUGGAGCUCCCACCUGGACCGGCACCGCCGGACCCACCUGGGGAGCAGUGUGGGCUCCUCCUGUCGGUGCUCCAGCUGCGGUCACUCCCCACCGUCGAGACCCCUGCCGCCGCCGGCAGCGGCCGGAGAAGCUUCCAAAGCUGAGGAGAAACCUUGGAAGUGCGGAGAGUGCGGGAAGGGCUUCACCAAGAGCUCGGCGCUGGCCAAGCACCGGCGCGGCCACGGUGGGGACAAGCCCCACAAGUGUGGGGAGUGUGGGAAGAGCUUUGGGUUGCCCACAGCCUUGGUCCAGCACCAACGGAGUCACACCGUGGGCAAACCCUUCCAGUGCGGGGACUGCGGGAAGAGCUUCUCCUGGAGCUCCCACCUGGACCGGCACCGCCGGAUCCACAUGGGGGAGAAGCCUUUCCGGUGUGGGGAUUGCGGGAAGAGCUUCUCCCAGAGCUCCCACCUGGAGAGACACCACCGCGUCCACGCCGCCGCAUCUCCCACCGGCGGCAGCGGCGCCACGGAGCAACCUUCCCAGUGCAGCGACUGCGGGAAGAGCUUCCUGGCGUCCGCCAAGCGCCGGAGGCUGCUGAGCGCCACCUCGAAGUGCAGUGACUGCGGGAAGAGCUUCCUGUGGGUGCCCCGAGCCAGACCUGCCCCUCAAGAGAAGACCCAAAAGUGCUGUGAAUGUGGGAAGGACUUCACCUCCAAGCUGGACAACGUCAAGCACCAAGGCACCCAGACCGGGGAGAAGCCCUACGGCUGCCCCGAGUGCGGCAAGAGCUUCGGGCAGAACUCGGCCCUGGUCAAGCACCGCCGGAUGCACACCGGGGAGAAGCCUUUCAAGUGUGGGGAGUGUGGGAAGAGCUUCAGCGUCAGGUCCAACCUGAUCAAGCACCAGAGGACGCACCUGGGGGAGAAGCCCUACAAGUGCCCCGACUGCGGCAAAGGCUUCAUCCAGAAGUCCGACCUGACCAAGCACCGCCGGAUGCACACCGGGGAGAAGCCCUACGAGUGCCGGGAGUGCGGCAAGCGCUUCAGCGUCUCCUCCAACCUCAUCAAGCACCAACGCAUCCACCUGGGGGAGAAGCCCUACCAGUGCCCCGAGUGCGGCAAGAGCUUCAUCCAGCGCUCGGAGCUCACCAUCCACCACCGCGUCCACACCGGGGAGAAGCCCUACAAGUGCCCCCAGUGCGGCAAAUGCUUCAGCCGCAGCUCACACCUCAACCGCCACCAACGGACCCACGCCGGGGACAAGCCCAAAGCCGCCGCCGCCGCCGCGGCGGUCGCCAACCCCUCGGGACCCUUCCCCGGCGCCACCUUCUCCCCGCCCUUGGGCGCUUCGGCCACCUCCUUGCCGCCCUUGGGUUCCUUCCCGGCGUCCCCCUCGGCCUUGCCCAUCCCGGGGCUGGACCUGCCCUGGGCCCUCUCCUUCCCCAGCCGAGGCUUCCCCCACCCCUCCUUCUCCUCGGCCCCGGGCUCGGGGGCACAGACCCCGUCCCUCAUUAACUGAGGUCGUUAAGGAGCUGAGGAGGGGAUGGAGAAGUCCUCCUUGCGCCGUGGGUCCGUCCUCCUCCCCCCGUGCCCCAGCCCCUCACCCGACACCCAACUGGAGGUGGCCUCAAAGACUCAGCAUUGGUUGACCUCAUGAUCCCCAUUGAUGGAGAUCCACCUCCACAUGGAUCCCACGGAUGGGGAUCCACCUCUAU